GUUUGUCAGUCAGGGGUCAGAGUCUACGUGGUGAGGUUUGGAACCACUAACCCGGUUGUACACUAAUCACCAUGGUUGAGACCCGUAGUGGGAAGGAGACUAGCCCCUACACCACUGAGCAGCAAGAAAAGAUGGCCGCCUUAGUCAAAGAAAAUAAGGAGAGGAAAGAGCGUGAAAAGCAGGCCAAGUUAAAGGCUAUUGCAGAUGAGCAGGCGGCAAAGAUGAAGAGGUUAGAGGAGGAGAUGAAGAGGGUACAACAAGAGGAGGAAGAAAGAAGGAAGGCUGCUGAAGCAGAAGCGGCAGCAGAAGAAGAGAAAGAGAGAAUGAGAAUUGAGAGUGGGGAAGGGAGCAGUGGUGGCACGAUGAAGUGGGAAACAGAUACUGAGCUGGAGAAGAAGAUCAGCGAGUGGGUCGCUAAUUUAUCGUUGGGGGAAGACGAGGAGGCGGAGCCAUAUGUGACUAAAGAUGAGAAGGCUGCGCUGGCCGCGGAGCUAGCAGCCAUGACAGACCCGAUGGAACGAAGAGAGAGGGAGGAGGAACAAAAGUUAGCAUGGAAGCUGAGAAUGAAGAGGGAGAAGAAGAGGAGGAGGGAGGAAGUGAAUAAGAUKACCGCAACAGUGGCAAAGGUGCAGGAGUGUAGAGCGGAGGUGCUGGCCCAGCCAGAUGAUAAGGCCAAGUGGGAUAAGGUACUGGGGUACCUAGAAGUGUUGAGCAAGGCCUGGAUGGAAGAGCGCCAGGCUAGCUGGAACCAAGAUGUAGCCUUGAGUGCCAUGUGGUCAUGGUUUAGAGACUUUGCGAGCGAGAUCGUCACCCAUAUUGGGGGCGAAGUUAAGCAAUUGAGAGACAAUGUAGGGAAGUUUUGUGAGGGCGCCAUUCAGGGUGCCAAAGCUGUAGCCGCUGUAGAGGGAGAGGCCAGACCCCGUAAGGACCCAGUGAAACUUAAGUUCCCAGAUGCGUACGGGGGAAAGAAGGAAGAAAACUUUGACAACUGGGAAGCCAUUGUCAACAGUUAUAUUUACUUGCAACAUAUCCUAACAAAGGAACAAGUCCUCGUGGCCUUCAAGGCCCUCAAAGAUGAAGCGGCUAGUUUCACCAGGUCUCUAGCGCGUACAUCCGGUUGUGAAAACAACCUGGUUGCAUAUUCCAAAGUCACUCCUCUUUCCCAAUUCCUCAAGCUCCUCAAGGAGCGGUUCGCUGACCCAACGCGAGGCAUUAAAGCCUCUGAUAAGCUCCAGACGAUCCACUCCCGACAGUGGAGGAGUGCCAAGGCACUCAAGGGCAUCAUGGACGACUUGGUAGCCGUCCCGGACCACGGGGUCACAGAGCCCCAGCUGGUCCAGUUGUUUUAUUGUGCCAUUCCAGAGGCCCUACGUGGGCAUUUCUUUGACAAAUCUCAGCAGGCCGGCAUGACUUACGAUGCAUUGAGUAGAGAAGUCGUCCUGUAUGAGUCCAAGUCUAUGCCAGUUACCACUUUCUGGCAUAAGGACCUGGAGAAGGGGAAGAAGUGGAAAGAUCGUACCAUCUCGGGCCAAGUCAAGGCCAAGGAUCACUUGAUCUUGACAUUAGAGGAGGGUGGUACAGGAGAGGUCCCAUAUGAUCAGAUUGAGUGGGGCGUAGGGGAGGAGUACAGUAGUGUAGGGCAGGGGAGGUCUUAUGCUGCUGUCGCGGCCGGAGGGAGGCCGCAAGACGGAGAUGGCAUCAAGCCAGAGGACAGCAAGAUCGCGACGAUUAGAGAUUGGCGGACGCCCUGCACAUUGACAGAGUUGCGAUCGUUCCUAGGCUUAGCUAACUACUGUAGGAAGUUCGUGAGGAACUUCUCCACUAUCGCCGCUCCCUUGCGCCGAUUGCUGAAGAAAGAGGCAAUCUGGCAAUGGGACAAAGACUGUACGUCUGCGCUCAAGAAGCUAAAGCGCGCGUUAAUAGAGUAUCCUGUCCUCAAAGUUGCAGAUCCGUCUUUGCCAUUUGUCGUCACCACGGAUGCGAGUCAGUAUGGGAUAGGCGUCGUGUUGCAGCAAGACAACGACAAUGCCUAUAGACCCGUAGAGUUCAUGUCAGCGAGGAUGCCCUGUGAGAAGGUUGCUGCCUCCACGUACGAGAGAGAACUCUACGCUCUCAGGCAGGCUUUAGAUCAUUGGAAGCACUACCUGCUUGGGAGACACUUCAAAGUGUAUUCGGACCACGAAACGCUUAGAUGGUUAAAGACUCAGGCCAAGAUGACACCUAAGUUGACUAAAUGGGUCGUAGAGAUAGACCAAUUCGACUUUGAGCUCAAGCCAGUGAAGGGCAAGUACAACGUAGUUGCGGAUGCUCUGAGUAGGAGAUCAGACUACUUUGGAGUUGUAGUACACUAUCGAGAUAUAGGGAGAGACCUGCAGGAGAAAGUGAGGCAAGCAUAUGGGCAUGACCCUAUCUAUAGCGACCUCCUAAAGAGAGUUAGAGAGGCCCCAGAGACUGAACCAGAUUACCGCACUACAGACGGGUUAUUGUUUGAGAAGACUAAUGUGUUUGACCGCCUGUGCGUUCCCAACAACGAAGAGAUCCGUAGUUUGAUUUUAGGGGAAUGCCACAAUACGGAAGGGCAUUUCGGUUGGCAAAAGACAUUAGCCAACCUGAUGCAUGCGUAUACCUAGCCAGGGAUAAAGAAUGACUGCAUAGAGUAUGUCCGCAGUUGUAAAGUUUGCCAGAGGAAUAAGUCUACUACACACGCGCCCCUAGGUCUUCUCAGACCCUUGCCUAUUCCGGAUCAGCCGGGAGACUCCGUGUCCAUAGACUUCAUGGACACCCAAGUCAAGAGUAGAAAUGGUAAGAGCCAAGUCAUGGUCGUAGUGGACCAUUUUAGUAAAUAUGCAGUUUUCGU
Messenger RNA from Chara braunii, 2857 nucleotides. The record is from the annotation of a GenBank genome assembly. Lineage: Eukaryota; Viridiplantae; Streptophyta; Charophyceae; Charales; Characeae.